UUCCGGGUCGGGUUUGAGUAAACUGCCGGAAAAGCUGCCCGAUUGAUUCCGCUCGGUCAAGUCUGAACUCUGAAGCAGCAAUCCGUCUCUCUUGCUCAUCGAAAGCUUAAAGCCGUAAGCCGUCGCCGGAGAUAAUCACUCUACACAUUCUACUCAGAUUUCCGAUUCUCCAUGGGCCAAACCUCGUGGCGGAGGAGAGAGCUUGUUUUCCUCAUCCUCUAUGCCGUUGCUUUCUAUGCUUUCAUUAUUCAUCGCUCUCUCAAACUUUCCUCCGAUCAUUUUCGCAAUCUCCGUGGUUUAGGUUCUGGAUGGAUUGGUGGACGCCUUAAUGAUGUCUCUGAUGCUCAAUGGAGAAAUACUCGUGGGAACUUAUCAAUUCUUACUUUUGUUUUCGGAAUAUUUACAUUGGUGGCGAAUGUGCUUAGGGCAAGUUAUCAUCUACAAGCAAGAGGGAUGUCCAUUGUCUGGCUUUUAAUUUCUCUAGCUUAUAUUUAUUAUCUACAUGGAGCAUGCACCAUUUUUAUCAUUCUCAUCGCUUCGACAAAUUUUCUAUUAGUAAAGACAUUUGGACGGACAAAGUAUUUCUUAGUGCUUGUUUGGAUUUUCAACUUAUUUUUUCUAAUUUAUAACCGUCUUUCUGAAGGAUACAGAUUCUCUAGUUUUGGGAAUAAUUGGGCUUUUCUGGACAACCAUCGGGGUGCAUUUAGAUGGCAUAUCUGUUUUAAUUUCGUGACUUUGCGAAUGAUAAGCUUUGCACAUGACUACCAUUGGGCACAUAGUUCUCGUUUUGAUCAGAAGAAGCAUGUGCAAACUUGUGCUAUUUGUUCAUCUGGGAAAACAUGCUACCUGUUGCUACAGGAGAGAAGUGUCCAGAAUGACAAAUUCUCGUUCGGCAUAUACCUAUGUUAUUUAUUAUUUGCUCCUCUCUACAUUGCUGGACCCAUCAUAAGCUUCAAUGCAUUUGUUUCACAGUUGGAUUCACCUCAGAGGAAUUAUUCGCUGAGAGAAGUAGCUUGGUAUGGCGUACGAUGGUUUUUCUGCCUUUUCCUAAUGGAAUUGAUGACUCACUUUUUUUACUAUAAUGCCUUCGUUAUCAGUGGUUCUUGGAAACAGUUGUCUCCUACAGACAUCUUCAUCAUUGGCUAUGGAGUCUUAAACUUCAUGUGGCUCAAGUUUCUUCUAAUUUGGCGCUUCUUCCGGUUCUGGGGUCUGAUCAAUGGCAUUGAUGCUCCCGAGAAUAUGCCAAGGUGUAUAAAUAACUGCCAUAACCUUGAAAGUUUUUGGAAAAGCUGGCAUGCAUCCUUCAAUAAAUGGCUUGUCAGGUACAUGUACAUUCCUCUUGGUGGUUCUGGAAGAAAGCUUCUCAACGUAUGGGUGAUCUUCACAUUUGUUGCCAUAUGGCAUGAUCUAGAGUGGAAGCUACUUUCAUGGGCAUGGUUAACCUGUGUGUUCUUUGUCCCCGAAAUGAUUGUAAAAUCAGCCGUCAAUACUUUCCAGGUGCGAACUGCUUUCUGGACGUUUGUUUCUCGUGAACUUAGUGCAAUUUCCGGGGCUAUCACAAUAACGUGUCUCAUGGUGGCUAAUCUCGUCGGCUAUGUAAUUGGACCAUCGGGGAUCAACUGGUUGGUUUCUCGGUUCCUCCAAAGAGAAGGAAUUUCUACUCUCGCUGGCAUGUUUGCGACGUUUUAUGUGGGUACCAAGGUUAGCUCCCGAAACAUUUCACUAAGUUUAGAUGCUUGUGAAGCAUAUCUAGCAAAAAUUGUUAAUUCACAUCAUCUUCUUGCAGCUAAUGUUCCAUAUUCGUGACGCCAAGCAAAGGAAAUAGUACAAACUUGGAACCGCUGAAGAAGGAAUUUGUUCGGCUGUCCGAGGUAGAAAUUCAUUUUCCCAGAACUGUCAUUUGUAUUGAAAAUUGGCAACAACUAAUUGAAGCUUACAAUAAUAGAAAAACAAAAUUGUUCCAAAGAAUAGCUUUAUAAAACAUUUAGCAUAUCUUUCAAUUGGUUAGGAUACAAGAUCUUGGAUCAUACAUAGGCGUUUAAUAGUCCUUAGGCUGUUCCACUUCAACAACUAACUUUUGUUUAUUAGAUGAUGUUUCCCGAGGUAGAAAUCAUAGGGCAAAAUCAUCCCAAGAGACGUGGAUGAUUGUUAUAUUUUGUUUAUUUUUAGACCAAUAUUUUUUUUACAUGAGAAUCAAACUUUGAGAUAUGUAACAUCUUUAAGUUGUUAUGUUAUGAUCGAAUUGAUUACAUGAUCUCAUUUGAGAAGCAUGAGAUUCAAUAGUAGGGUUUAAGAACACGUCUCACUAUAUGCUCCAUGUGUUGAAUCUAUUAAUCAACUUGCUAC
Messenger RNA from Impatiens glandulifera, 2346 nucleotides. RefSeq names its product membrane-bound O-acyltransferase gup1. Lineage: Eukaryota; Viridiplantae; Streptophyta; Magnoliopsida; Ericales; Balsaminaceae. The transcript has 18 exons. Gene Ontology annotation, cellular component: endoplasmic reticulum. Gene Ontology annotation, molecular function: acyltransferase activity. The record is from RefSeq and is a predicted model, not a curated record. The coding region runs from base 172 to 1806 and encodes 544 amino acids.